AUGAAGAAGGAUGUGAUGUAUCCAUCUCAAAGCUUUAAUUUUGACCCUAAUUCUGCUGGUGUUACACAAUCGGAUUUGGAUGCUUCUCGUCAGGAUUUAGACUGGCUGGUACGUGUUGGUGUCGUUCGUAUUGUUGAUAAAUUGAUUGAGCAUCUGGACUUUACCAACGUGAUAAGUCUCAUCCGGCAUGCUGCUUUUGUGGCCGGGAUUGAGUCGGUUCAUAAAACUUCUGCUGGUGCUGGUGGUGGAGAUGUUGGUGUUGAUGCUGCUUUUGUCGGUCCCGUGGUUAGUGUGAAUGAUGCUUUGUUAUCUUUUGCCAGCAUGGAUCAUGCAUCCCUGUUGGGUUUAGGUGAAUUGGAUGUUGGAGGUCUCCGAGAACUUUGCUCGUUUGGUGGUUCAGAGGGUACUCCGGAAAGUGCGGUGGGUCAAGAUAUUGUGCAGGCUGCUGAGGUUGGUGGUAAAAAGGUGAACGAGGGUGGUGAUGGUGAUCGUGGAGAAGGUCAGGUGGUUGUUGUGGGAAACGAAGUCGUUCGUGGCGAAGAUGAUGUUGUUGAAGAUGCUCCGGCAUCGUGUGCUACCCCAUCUGGGGCGUGA
This is a messenger RNA of Lactuca virosa, 594 nucleotides long. The record is from the annotation of a GenBank genome assembly. Lineage: Eukaryota; Viridiplantae; Streptophyta; Magnoliopsida; Asterales; Asteraceae.